Messenger RNA from Fusarium fujikuroi IMI 58289, 1383 nucleotides. RefSeq lists its product as uncharacterized. The coding region runs from base 1 to 1383 and encodes 460 amino acids. Lineage: Eukaryota; Fungi; Ascomycota; Sordariomycetes; Hypocreales; Nectriaceae. The record is from RefSeq and is a predicted model, not a curated record. The transcript is spliced from 2 exons.
AUGGAACCCCUUGGUGCUUUCGCCAGUGUUGCCACCAUCGUAGGGUUAAUAAGACCGACGGCCAAGUUUGUCAGGUCCCUCAAAGGAAUCACCUCUGACGACGGCCAUGUCGCCAAAGAGAUUGAAAGAAUGGCGAGCGGAAUACAGGCAUCGGCUAGCAGUAUAGACGUUUCUAUAGAAGCGCUCAAAGGCCACGCCUCAAAGAUUGAGAAAAUGCAGCGAGCACCGUCAGAAGUCAUACAGCACAUUAUUGACAACAAGUCCAUAGACAUUAUCGUUUCUAAUACAGAAUCCAUCAGAAAGCAAAUGAGGGAUACAACACGCGACCUCAACGAUACGAAUAAUCGAUACAAAAUCUUGAGAAAGAUCAGCUGGCUUUUGCUGGAUAAAAUGGAAGUUGAAUCAUUAUUUCCCGAAAUGCAGCUCGUCGCGUCUUGUCUCAACCUCGUUUGUCCAAUCAUCGGACUGGAGAUAAAUAGAUACCUACUCAAUAAAUCCUCCGGCGAGGUGGCGGAGUGCCUGAAGCAGGAGAUAGAAUCCCUGAAGGGCCAGUUAAAACUAGUCGAGAAACAAUAUCAAAGUACAAUGAAGGGCCUGUGGUCAAGUAGAACCGGAGAGUCAGACUUUGACGCUGCGACGAAAUCACUUUUCUACUUAUCACAGAGUGUACGACGAACGAGUUCGACACCCCAACCUGACAGAGUACCUGGCGAUCGAAGGUCACCUGUCCUAGAGGCAACAUUUCUGAGCCCAGCCUCCUCUCGCACCCCACAGCCGUCCCCGAGAUCAAGGCGUCCUAAGCCUCAUAGUCUUACAGUGCCUUCCGAAGUCCCAUCGGAGGCAACACGGCAUACAUCCAGUAGCCCUGAGUCUUCUCGAACUCACUCAGCUCCCCCAUCACCAUCGCCACAGACUCCAGACACGCCUCUGACCCCGCAAAGCCCUGAUACGCCCAAGUCACUGAGAAUAGACACAUCGGCACGUGAGAGCGAGUCGCGCGGGGGAACCGUCCAGGCAAUUCCAGGGUACAUACUCAACCCACGAGACCAUGGGAAAGCUAACCCUGUAAAAAUCGCCAAAAGCAAUCAUCGCGUCUUCCUUAAUUAUAUGUCAGUCAAAACAGCGAAUCAAUUUGGCCUUGAAAUCCAGAACCUGGACCCUAGAGAACCAAAUCCCACGCAUGACGACAGGCACGAAGUGGUAAUGCCAGGGCCGGUGAUCGGUAAGGUUACAGGUGUAAGAUGGAGAAAAACGGGUUGGAAAAAGGCCAUACCAAUCGAGUUCCUGGUCAAAGAUUGCUACCACGGUAGCAAGCGAGAAGAUAUCGUGCUUGGGACGAUAUUUGCCGACAACUUGGACGCGGCUGAGAGAGUUGGAGAAUGA